This is a messenger RNA of Chroicocephalus ridibundus (black-headed gull), 396 nucleotides long. It is a transcript of the gene CFAP97D2, whose product is annotated as CFAP97 domain containing 2. The transcript has 3 exons. Lineage: Eukaryota; Metazoa; Chordata; Aves; Charadriiformes; Laridae. The record is from RefSeq and is a predicted model, not a curated record.
AUGGUACAUCACUGCUGCUUGCUAUGGCCUUGUGAAAACAGAAGCAUUUCUUUACCCAUUCUGUAAACAAAGUUGGAGGAAGACCGACUUUCUGUCAUCGAAAGAGACAACCAUUUGCUGCUGGAGAAGAUGUCCUGCAUCAUAAGAACAAAGGGACAAAUCGACAACAAAAAUGACGCUAAGGCCAAAAGUUUAAAUGGAGAAAAACGAAAGCAGGAGCUGCGGAGAGAGAACCAGGAGAACCGCGCCAUUCUGGAUAGAAUUACAAAGUCCCCGCCUCAGUAUCAAGUUCAGCAAUGGCAUGAGGAUUGGCAACGAGCUGAAAAAUACAUGGCCAAUGUUGCGCCAUAUCCUCGUGGGCGGUGUAAAUCACAGAGCCAAAAGAAAGGAGAAUAG